Molecule: messenger RNA, 5663 nt
Organism: Nyctereutes procyonoides (raccoon dog)
Lineage: Eukaryota; Metazoa; Chordata; Mammalia; Carnivora; Canidae
Gene: GRIK4
Product: glutamate ionotropic receptor kainate type subunit 4
Exons: 22
Coding region: 403-3273 (956 amino acids)
Biological process (GO): modulation of chemical synaptic transmission; monoatomic ion transport; synaptic transmission, glutamatergic
Cellular component (GO): presynaptic membrane; kainate selective glutamate receptor complex; plasma membrane
Molecular function (GO): transmitter-gated monoatomic ion channel activity involved in regulation of postsynaptic membrane potential; kainate selective glutamate receptor activity
Source: RefSeq, a predicted model, not a curated record
CCCGCGCUCGCGGCCGGACACACACCGCCUUCGGCUGCCGGCGGAGCGCGCUGGGGCCGCCGCGGCUGCUGCGGAAGCGCGGAGACCGGAAAGCGACGGCCCGGCCGCCCGGCCCGGCCCCCGGAGCGCGGAGCCGCCCAGAGGAAGUGACUGGGUUCCAGAGAUGUUAAGCCACCUGUCCAGGGUCACCCAGCCAGGAGAUGACUGAGAGAGGAGACCGGACUGCACAUUCCUUCCUACUACCGAAUAUUUUUUGAGUGCCUACUAUGUGCCAGCCUGUGCUAGGCAUUGGAGACACUGGUGGAAAAUUGCAGCGUGUUACCCGCUCUCCUGGUGCUCAUCACCCUGUGAGAGUUAUGUCAUGCCCAGACCAGCAGAGGGCUCCAUGAGGAUUUAUAGAAGAUGCCCCGCGUCUUGGCGCCUUUGGUGCUGCUUCCCGCGUGGCUCGUGAUGGUCGCCUGCAGCCCGCACUCCUUGAGGAUCGCUGCUAUCUUGGAUGACCCCAUGGAGUGCAGCAGAGGGGAGCGGCUCUCCAUCACCCUGGCCAAGAACCGCAUCAACCGCGCUCCUGAGAGGCUGGGCAAGGCCAAGGUCGAAGUGGACAUCUUUGAGCUUCUCAGAGACAGCGAGUACGAGACUGCAGAAACCAUGUGUCAGAUUCUCCCCAAGGGGGUGGUCGCUGUCCUGGGACCCUCCUCCAGCCCGGCCUCCAGCUCCAUCAUCAGCAACAUCUGUGGGGAGAAGGAGGUCCCUCAUUUCAAAGUGGCCCCAGAGGAGUUUAUCAAGUUCCAGUUCCAGCGAUUCACAACCCUGAACCUCCACCCCAGCAACACGGACAUCAGCGUGGCUGUAGCUGGGAUCCUGAACUUCUUCAACUGUACCACCGCCUGCCUCAUCUGUGCCAAAGCAGAAUGCCUUUUGAACCUGGAGAAGCUGCUCCGGCAAUUCCUUAUCUCCAAGGACACGCUCUCGGUCCGGAUGCUGGAUGACACCCGGGACCCCACCCCACUCCUCAAGGAGAUCCGGGAUGACAAGACAGCCACCAUCAUCAUCCAUGCCAACGCCUCCAUGUCCCACACCAUCCUCCUGAAGGCAGCUGAACUAGGGAUGGUGUCGGCCUAUUACACAUACAUCUUCACUAAUCUGGAGUUCUCUCUCCAGAGAAUGGACAGCCUGGUGGAUGAUCGUGUCAACAUCCUGGGAUUUUCCAUUUUCAACCAGUCGCAUGCUUUCUUCCAAGAGUUUGUCCAGAGCCUCAACCAGUCCUGGCAGGAGAACUGUGACCAUGUGCCCUUCACUGGGCCUGCGCUGUCCUCAGCCUUGCUGUUUGACGCCGUCUAUGCUGUGGUGACCGCAGUACAGGAGCUCAACCGGAGCCAGGAGAUCGGCGUGAAGCCCCUGUCCUGUGGCUCGGCCCAGAUCUGGCAACAUGGCACGAGCCUCAUGAACUACCUGCGCAUGGUAGAAUUGGAAGGUCUCACCGGCCACAUUGAAUUCAACAGCAAAGGCCAGAGGUCCAACUAUGCCUUGAAAAUCUUACAGUUCACCAGGAAUGGUUUUCGGCAGAUCGGCCAGUGGCACGUGGCGGACGGCCUCAGCAUGGACAGCCGCCUCUACGCCUCCAACAUCUCCGACAGCCUCUUCAACACCACUCUAGUUGUCACCACCAUCCUGGAAAACCCGUAUUUAAUGCUGAAGGGGAACCACCAGGAGAUGGAAGGCAAUGAUCGCUACGAGGGCUUCUGCGUGGACAUGCUCAAGGAGCUGGCAGAGAUUCUCCGGUUCAACUACAAGAUCCGCCUGGUUGGGGACGGUGUGUACGGUGUUCCUGAGGCCAACGGUACCUGGACAGGAAUGGUCGGGGAGCUGAUCGCCAGGAAAGCAGACCUGGCCGUGGCAGGCCUCACCAUUACUGCUGAGCGGGAGAAGGUGAUUGAUUUCUCCAAGCCAUUCAUGACUCUGGGAAUUAGCAUUCUUUACCGAGUUCAUAUGGGACGCAAACCUGGCUAUUUCUCCUUCCUGGACCCAUUUUCUCCGGGCGUCUGGCUCUUCAUGCUUCUAGCCUAUCUGGCCGUCAGCUGCGUCCUCUUCCUAGUGGCUCGGUUAACCCCCUACGAGUGGUACAGCCCCCACCCGUGCGCCCAGGGCCGCUGCAACCUCCUGGUGAAUCAGUACUCCCUUGGCAACAGCCUCUGGUUUCCUGUUGGGGGGUUCAUGCAGCAGGGUUCCACCAUCGCCCCCCGAGCCUUAUCUACCCGCUGCGUCAGUGGCGUCUGGUGGGCAUUCACGCUGAUCAUCAUCUCAUCCUACACGGCCAACCUGGCGGCCUUCCUGACUGUGCAGCGCAUGGAUGUGCCCAUUGAGUCGGUGGAUGACCUGGCUGACCAGACCGCCAUUGAGUAUGGCACAAUUCACGGAGGCUCCAGCAUGACCUUCUUCCAAAAUUCCCGCUAUCAGACCUACCAACGCAUGUGGAAUUACAUGUAUUCUAAGCAACCAAGUGUGUUUGUGAAGAGCACAGAAGAGGGAAUAGCCAGGGUGUUGAAUUCCAACUAUGCCUUCCUUCUGGAAUCCACCAUGAAUGAGUACUACCGGCAGCGAAACUGCAACCUCACUCAGAUUGGAGGGCUGCUGGACACCAAGGGCUACGGGAUCGGCAUGCCAGUUGGUUCAGUUUUCCGGGAUGAGUUUGACCUGGCCAUCCUCCAGCUGCAGGAGAACAACCGCCUAGAAAUUCUGAAGCGCAAAUGGUGGGAAGGUGGCAAGUGCCCCAAGGAGGAAGAUCACAGAGCCAAAGGACUGGGAAUGGAGAAUAUUGGUGGAAUCUUUGUGGUUCUUAUUUGUGGCUUAAUCGUGGCCAUUUUUAUGGCUAUGUUGGAGUUUUUAUGGACUCUCCGGCACUCAGAAGCUACUGAGGUGUCCGUCUGCCAGGAGAUGGUGACCGAGCUGCGCAGCAUCAUCCUGUGUCAGGACAGUGUGCACCCCCGCCGGCGGCGCGCCGGGGUGCCUCCGCCGCGGCCCCCCGUCCCCGAGGAGCGCCGGCCGCGGGGCACCGCGACGCUCAGCAACGGCAAGCUGUGCGGGGCCGGGGAGCCCGACCAGCUGGCGCAGAGACUGGCCCAGGAGGCCGCCCUGGUGGCCCGCGGCUGCACGCACAUCCGCGUCUGCCCCGAGUGCCGCCGCUUCCAGGGCCUGCGCGCGCGGCCGUCCCCGGCGCGCAGCGAGGAGAGCCUGGAGUGGGAGAAGACCACCAACAGCAGCGAGCCCGAGUAGCCGCCGCGCCGGACCGAGGAGGCCGGGCCGAGGCCCUGGGGAGGCGGGGGCGGCCGGGGCUCGGACAGCGGGCGCGGCUCUCCGAGCCUGGAUCCGGGCCCGCCCGGAGGGGUCGCGAGCCGAGCCAGCGCCCCGCGUCCGGGGGCGGGGCGCUGGGUCCCCCGGGCGGCGAGGGCCCGCCCCCCUCCCUCCCGACCGCAAGGACCCGUCCCCUCCCGGGGGGCCUCUCCCUCCCGCCAGAAUUGCAGAGUCUGGGGUGGGGGUCCCUGCGCAGACCCGCCCAAUGAAUCGGUGGAAUCAUCGGUGGGAUGUCCCCCUAGGAGGGGGCCAUUGUACCCCGGGUCUAGUUCUUACAGGAAAACACAUUAAACUCAACAGGGAAGUUUUUCUUUUCUUGGAUUUGUAUAUUUUUGUUAAUGUUCUUUUGUUUUCCCUUCCGCCCCCCUCCCCGCCCCACUUUUCUGCUUUGUUCUCUUCUCAGUUCUGUUUGUUUUGGGGUGGUGUUUUGGUUUUCGUGUCUUGGAGGGGGAGACUGGGUUAGGCAAUGGAAGUCUAAAUAAUCCGUUUCUUUUUCCCAAAUUGUAGGAUGUGGAGCCGCCAGUGCGUCGGAUUUCAGGUGCUCACCUCUCUUUCCUGAGUGGGGGUUGGGGGCACCAGAGUGUAGGAGGAGGAUCUUUGGGAAGAAUAAGACGGAAAGUCUCAAAAGUCCAUUAAAGUAAUUUCUUAAAUGCCAAAAUCCAAUCAACUCAUAGUUUACUCAGAGAGACCUUGAGAUGCCUGGGAUUUCAGAAGUUAAUGUCUUUUCUUUCUCUUUCUCCUCUUUUUGACGUUCACUAUCACUGGGUUUGAUUUUGGUCCUUUGGUGAAUGUGAUCUCUAAAGAGAGAGGGAGACCAGAAUGCAUGACGUGUCCUGGAGCCUCGCUUAAUUAAGGAGCAGAGUGGGGUGAUACAUUUUUCCCAUACUCUGGCCCUGCCUCCAGAUGGAAUGUGCUAGUCACAGGGGAGGAGUGGUAGGGCCACCUUGUUGGUAUGGGGCAGACUUUGUCAACAGCAUCUCUUUCUAACCAAACCCAGUAGCUGCCUAUGAAGCCAGACCCCCCAAGGCUAUCAUGGGUUGGGUAAUUUCUUUCUACUAGGUUCUGAGACCUGGGUGCAGGCGUGUGCAUGAGUGUGUGAGCGUGUGCUGUGUGUGUUUAUUAAGUGGAAAGACCUUAAGUAAUCGAGAAUUUGCCACAUUCCUAGGAGACAGGUGGAGACUCACAGCUAAUACACAGGCCUGGGAACUGGGGACUCCUGAGCCCUAAACUCAGCAUGGGCAGAAAUCCCCUUGUGUGACUUUGAGUAAAACAUUUAACUUCUCUUCCAUCCACAAAAUCAGUUACUGAUGCUUUCCAGGCUUUCAGAUGGCUGCUCGUUACCACUCCUCUUGUGAGAUGUUUGCAGGGUCCAGCGCACUCAGCUGAUGGGAGGGGUGAGGCUUCCCAGCAACUGCUUGACCUUUGCUUGGCUUCGCCAGUUGGGAGUUUCAUGCAGAGAGUUUUCAUUUUCUGAUGGAAAACAAAUUCUAUGCAACUUCUGAUUGUAAACUUAGAAAAUUCAGAGAAAGAGAGAAUUAAACAGCCCCUACCACCACCUCCACCUCCACCACCACCUUGAAUCAAAUUGUCCUCACAUUUCUGUUCUGAAUGUACUAAAAUAAAACCAUCUUUGGAAGAUGAUGAGCUUAAUUCCAUGUUUUGUUUUGUUUUUUGUGGUUUUUUGUUUGUUUUUUGCUUUUUUACCAUCUGGGUAGUUGAACAUCUUCUGUGUGCCAGGCCAGUUAGUUAGGACUGCCAUCCUGGGGGCCAAAUCAGGGGGACCCUGAUUUUUCCAGUAAAGGAUGCCAGUUUUGUCCUAGGCUGUCCUUCUCCCUCAUGAUUUGGAUUUUUUUUUCCUUUUCUUCUUUAACCAUCAAAUGAUGGCAAGCUCUAAGAGGACACGAGCAUUUUUUUUCAACCUUGCCUCGAGUCUUGUGGAUUUGGUGGGAAGGGCACCGAAGGCCGCCUGACCACAGACCCCAAUGGUGCCACACUGUUCCAACCCACAGCUCCAUUCCCUGCUUCCGGCAAUGUGGUCCCUACUGUCAGAUCACAUUUGGGGCGGGGAGGGUUGUUUUUUUAAAAACUCGUUUUUAUGAGCAGGAUAUCUUGAUCAAUAGCCAACUUUUUUUAAUGGAUUAGUGGAAUAAAUGUCCCCAUGAAUCAUUUAUAAAGUCUGUUCCUUUCACCGUGUGGAGUAAAGAUAAGGCUGACAGUGCUAGACAGUUUCUAUUAGCUGCUGGAACUAUUGCUACACCUCACUCAAGCUGGUGAGUGAACCUGCAACCAGCUAGUUCUCUUCCUUGGUUUGU